UACAGGGGAUGACCAGAGACUGCGGACACGGUACAGGAGAUGACCAGAGACUGCGGACACGGUACAGGGGAUGACCAGAGACUGCGGACACGGUACAAGAGAUGACCAGAGACUGCGGACACAGUACAGGAGAUGGCCAGAGACUGCAGACACAGUAAAGGAGAUGACCAGAGACUACGGACACAGUAAAGGAGAUGACCAGAGACUGCAGACAUAGUACAGGGAAUGACCAGAGACUGUGGACAUAGUACAGAUGACCAGAGACUACGGUACAGGGCAUGACCAGAGACUGCAGACAGUACAGG
Messenger RNA from Staurois parvus, 305 nucleotides. The record is from the annotation of a GenBank genome assembly. Lineage: Eukaryota; Metazoa; Chordata; Amphibia; Anura; Ranidae.